Molecule: messenger RNA, 4405 nt
Organism: Scylla paramamosain (green mud crab)
Lineage: Eukaryota; Metazoa; Arthropoda; Malacostraca; Decapoda; Portunidae
Exons: 6
Coding region: 1075-3783 (902 amino acids)
Molecular function (GO): DNA-binding transcription factor activity
Source: RefSeq, a predicted model, not a curated record
AGGGUAAUAAUCUUUAGGUACCGAGAGAAGCGGCCGCGAUGUAAACAAAGUGAGACUGGGGCUGAGGUGGUGAUUGUUGAAUGUGCCGCAGCGGCCCACUCCUGCCUGCCACGGUUCACCACAGCAUCAAUUAAUGGACAGAACAGUGCUGGAGAGGCAGGAGAAGACAUCACAGAGGAAGAAAGCCAGGAGGGCAAGCAGGGACAGGGGAGAUUAACGGAGACAGAGGAGCCAUACUCUACGGACGGGGAAAUUGACGGUAGCCAAGGAAAGAAAAUUGAUAGAUAUUGAGGGAACAGAGGAACAGGGGUUCUUUAAACUCUCAGGACGGAAAAAUUGACAACCGAGGAAAGAGGAAAAACUGAGAUGGGAAAAUCGACUUAAACUGAGGAAGGGCAGUGCGAGGUGGGAAAAUAGACAAAUAGAAAAAAAAAAAAAAACGAAAAUUGAAAAAGAAGCCAGAAUAGAAAGAAAAAAAAAAAAGAAAGAAAACAGACAAAACUGAAGAGAAGACAGGUUAUCAUAAUACCACUAUAAUUUGCAAUGGAAGAGUUUGGCUUGACUUACUAUGUGCUGGUGGUGCCACUGACCUUCCCUGUGGUGCUGCUGCUGCUGUACAUCCGCUGGCUGGGCUGGGAACUCUACACCAACAACUGAAGCAACACACUCAAACACACACCAAGAAAACACUGCUAUACACACCAAACAGCCCCCCAAAAAAAACACUGCUGCACACACCGAACAGUCCCAAAAACAUUCUACACACACCAUACAGCUCUCAAAACACUGCUACACACACCAAACAGCCCCCCAAAAAAACUGCUACACACACCAAACAGCCCCAAAAAUACUACUACACACACCAUGUCCUAAAAACACUGCUAUACACACCAAAACAGCUCAAAUUGCCCCUAAAGUGAUGAAAGAUUAAGUCAAUUUAGUCUGUGAUGAAACAAAUAUAAAUGAACACAGUUAUCCAAAAUUUACAGUGACUUGGUGAGGUGUUAUCCUACUACCUUGCCUCCCCCCUGCUUCCCCCUGCCUCACACAUGCAUGGGGGAGUGACAGGGCGACAUGGCAGAGCAAACAGCCACCCCUAUUCCUCCACAACAUGACAAGGGGAAUGUUAACCUUUGUGAACCCCUUCCCCUGCACCUCUCCCCUCGCACCAGGGUAAGAGCAGGGGUUGGGAGGAGACUGGAGACCCCAUCACCCGCAUCUCUUCCCAUGCCUCCCUUGCCAAUUGAGUUUGUUGAUGUCAGUGCAUCUCUCCCCCCUUCCUCUUUGUGUCCCCCUGCCAGUGAUGAGAGGGCAAGGGGUAGGGUGUCAGGGGCAUCAGGUGGUGAGGGACAUGACAGGGGACACAUGCAGAGUAGUGAGGGGGUUCCUGCAUCACAUCCACAGGUCCUGGCAGGGCAGACAGAAGGGGCACUGGUGUUAGGAAGUGAAGAUUUGCCACGCUGUGUUGUGGUGGACUUGCAGGGAAACGUGGUGGUGCAGGAGACGUCACCACCACCACACACCACCGCCACACCUACACCUUACUUAGUGGACCAACCGAUUCUGGUCCAGGUGGGUCCAGACGUGGCUCGGCAGGGAAGUCAGGCACACACUAAUGGUGCCUUGGGUGCGGCGCUGGAUGGCACCCACAGUAAGCCACCCACUGGAAAGAAUGGCGUGGAUGGUGGCAACAAUCUAAGGGUGGCGGAGCAGACAAAUGGGGGGCGGAAGGCAGAGUUUGAGCCACGGUGGAGCUUCAAGGAGGUGGAGGUGAAGGAGGAGCGGAGAGCAAAGGACACAAAUGCAUCUGAGGAAUCCGCAGGGGAAGAGAGUGAGGUGGAGGCAGGCCGGCCGAGGAGGAAGUCUGCCAAACGUGCCAGGCAAAGAUGGAAGACUAUUGGGGAGGUGGAGGGAGGCCGUGCUGGAGUAGGAAGGGUGCGGCGACCUCACCCUGCCCCCCAGCCACGCGACAGGUCACAGGUCAAGGCUGAUGAUAGUGAGCAGAGGUCAUGGGCAGGUGAUGCAGGUGAGGAGCUGCCAGUGUGGGCCCGUCGCCUCUCCUCUGUGCGGGUGGUGGACGGUCAGUGGGUGGUGGGGGUGGCAUCAUCCAGUGAGGUGCUGCAACAGACUCUUGAAGCUCAUUCCCGCAGUGUUUUGUGUGACUAUAUCAAGAGCCACCCGAGCAGCCUGGAGCAGCGGCACAGGGCCAAGUGUCAGGCCAGCCGGAUCAUGUGGCACCACCAGCGCAUCAGAUUCGAUGGGGUGCCCUUCACUAUUCUCUCCUCCAAUGACCUCAAGUGUGCCUUUGCCAUGAACUACAAACUGAAGAGGAAGAACAAAGAGAGUGGAGAAAGCCAGCAGCAAAAAGGGCAAGUGGAGGGGGUGGAGAGGCAAGUUGGAGGUGGUGGGGGUGACGCGGGAGAUGUGGAGGACCUGCAGGGGAGUGGAGGCCAGGGGGGUGCCAAGGAGGUGGUGCCCAAGAAGAAGUACAAGGACAUCUGGUUCACCUCCUGCCCAGCGCGGAUCACUGUCAAGGUUAUCGUCAACCCUCCUUGCUGCAGGUAUCCGGGCUACGCGGUGGGCAUUGGUGCCCUGGCAGGGGAGCGCAAGGCUGUCAUGAAGGCCCUGCGGCGGGAGCUUUCCCAUGGUGCCUCCCCGCAGCGGGAGGAGCUGUACCAUGUCACGCUGCCUCUGCGGCGCCUGCACAACCACCCCCUGCAGGGGCGGUCACGGGGCAUCCAUCCCUCCAUUGACAGCAAGGUGGUGUCCUUGCUGCGGGAGGGAGUGACGGCCCCCAAGGUGAUCCAGCAGCUGCUGGAGCGCCAUGUGGAGGUGGUGACGGCUGGUGACCUGGUGCUGCCCCAUCCAGAUGACCGUGCCUUCCACCCACGCCUCAAGGACGUGGCCAACCUGGUGUACACUCGCUGCCGCCAGAUGGGCAUCACUGCGCGGCGCCGCCCCCCUGACCAGGCCCCCUUCGAGGCACCCCACAGGAAGCGCCGCCGCCCCAAGCGCCCCAGGGAGGAUGGUGAGGCAGAGGGCGAGGUAGAGGCGGGGUGUGGGGAGCCCCUGGGGGCCUCCACCUUGCAGGAGGCUGUCCAGACCUUCUGCACAGAGGACUCUGAGCGCGGUAGUGAUGGUGGAGGUGGUGGGGGGGAAGCACGGGGUGACCGGGGUGACGCAGGGCUGGCAGAAAUGGUGCGGGGCCAGCUGGAAACCCUGCGGGGCCUCACCUACACCACGCAGGACACUGCAGCAUUGCAGGAGGUGUACCAGGGCCUGCAGGCACUUAUCAACCAGUGCAUGGCCCCUACUGGCCCUGCCCUGGCUGGUGGAGGCUUGGCGGAGGUGCCGUCAGCAACAGCUACCUUCAUCCUGCAGGACAGUGCCGUGGAGCCCCUGGCCAUCACCCCUGGGGCACCCUGUGUGCCAGAGGUGCCGGACACCUUGGCCCUGCAGGAGAAGGAAAUGGGAGAGGCUGGUAAGGUGCGGGGAAGUGCCGCCCUCAGGCAGCUGCGGCCUCCUGUCGCCCUGCAGUGCGUCACGACAAGCAUGGUGCCCACCGUCGUGUCCCAGCUGCCCAGGGGCCCCACCCAUGCCCCUCCUGCACAUGUGGUGACCUCCCCUGCAGCCACUGCACCACCCACCUACCAGACCCUGGCCCCUGUAGCCCAGGAUGGCCCUCCACCUGUCCAUCUCUCUCUCCCACCUUACUUUUAUUAUGUGCAGGAGGUGACAGUGCCUGAGACAAGCCAAACGUGGACCUACAGCACCUCCUCCUAGCACCUCCCAGCAUCCUCAGCAUCUCCCAGCAUCUCCCUGCACUCCCCAGCACCUACCAGCAUGCCUCAGCACUCCUCAGUACUCCUCACAAGUCUUCCUAAAGCAGCAUCCUCUCCCAGCACCCACACUUCACUCCAUACUUACCUCUCCACACCAGAAAUAUUGGAUGUAUGGUUGUGGAUGGUUAUUUGGGCUGUGUGGGUAAAACUGAUGGUGUGGAUGUGUGGGUGUGGGUGAAGGAGAGUCCACAGGUCUUCCUUAUUGUGGAUGAAGGUGAAUGUGGAUGAGGGAAAAGAGAAAGUGGAUGGAUGAUUGUGGAUUAGCUCUGUGGAUGGAGUUAGGUGUGGAAUAUAAUGGUGUGGAAUAUGGAGUUAGCUCUUUUUGUGUAAGAGAGAGAGAGAGAGAGAGAGAGAGGUACAUUUUCCAGUUACCUCAUAAACUAGCAAACAAAUCUAUACACUCCUUGUGUUAAUUUCAAGUUAUGCCAAGCCAUUCCUGUAUCUGCUAAGUUAUCAUUUAAUUUUCCCUGUUCAAUAGUUAGUGACCUGAUUAUAUUAACAUUUUAUAGUGUUUUGUAAUGCCAACACUGGAGCAAGUUGACUUAAAGGAUAUAUUUUGAUGG